Molecule: messenger RNA, 1685 nt
Organism: Pezoporus flaviventris
Lineage: Eukaryota; Metazoa; Chordata; Aves; Psittaciformes; Psittacidae
Gene: CD276
Product: CD276 molecule
Exons: 6
Coding region: 688-1632 (314 amino acids)
Source: RefSeq, a predicted model, not a curated record
CGGCAGGGAGGGAUGCUCGGGAAGCGAGCUACGGUAGCCAGCGGUGCCGGGCAGCUUGCCCUCGCCUCUCCUCACAUCCAGCUCCGAGAUGCUCUGAUUUUAUUCCCCUUUUCUCAGGGCAGCCUCAUGCCAGGGACUUCCAUGUCAUGAGUGGGGAUGAACCUCGCAGCCCUCUCGCUGUUGGCAGAAACAGGAAUCUGCAGACCUCUUUAUGUUUAGCUUUUAGUGAUUUUGGACCUCGGGAGCGAGUUGCUUCCUCUUGGAGCACAGGGAUGUAACAGCCCAGCACUGUGCUUGGAAAGAGAGAAACAAAAGGGGAGGAGAAGCAGCGAGGAGGGGAAGAGGCUCACGUGGCUUCCCCAGGGCACCGGCCAACGCCUCCAGCGCAAGAGCUGCCUCCGGGUCCGUCGGCUUCUUAAACCCUGGGACUUGGCUGGCUCCAGGCUGGAAGCAAACCCCCUCCUGCCUUUCACAACGGGGUGGGUGCUCCGGGUGCUGCUGGCAUGGGAUCCCCUGCUUGGUGCCGGUCUUCUCCCUUCUCUUUGUCCCUGGUCCCUGGCACCAUCUCAUUGUUUCCUUCUAUUUUUCCUCAGCUCAGGGUACUUGUAAUGAGAGAGGAAACCCCGUGAGGACACCCAGGGCUGCGCUCGCUUCUGCUUCCUCUCCCAGUCGUUGCUCGAGCCAAGGAUGCUCUGCCCGCUGCUUGCCCUGAGAGCACUGGUGCUCGGCCUGGCAGGUGCCAUUGAGAUCCAGGUCCCGGAUGAGCCCGUGGUGGCUCUUUUCGGCCAAGACGCCACCCUGCACUGCUCCUUCUCUCCCGAGGCCAACUUCAGCCUCAACGACCUGAGCCUCAUCUGGCAGCUGACGGACACCAAGCGCUUGGUCCACAGCUUCUCUGGUGGUCGGGACCAGCUGGAAGACCAGGGUGGGGGCUACGCCAACCGUACAGCCCUGUUCUAUGACCAGCUGGCCCAGGGCAACGUCUCGCUGCUGCUCCGGCGUGUGGAGAUCUCGGAUGAGGGCAGCUUCACCUGCUUUGUCCGGGUCCAGGACCACAACAGCGCGGCUGUGACGCUGCAGGUGGCAGCUCCCUACUCCAAGCCCCAUAUGAACCUGGAGCCUAACAAGCACUUGAAGCCAGGAGAUCUGGCAGCGGUGACUUGCCACGCUUCCCGUGGCUACCCUGAGGCCCACGUCCUCUGGCAGGACAGCCAGGGCAGCAGCAUCACAGAGAACAUCACCACGUCCCAGGUGGCCAAUGAAGAAGGUCUCUUUGACGUGCACAGCAUGCUCCAGGUGCUGGUGGAGCCCAGCAGCACCUACUCCUGUGUGGUGCGGAACCCGGUGCUGCAGCAGGAGACCCAAGCUUCUGUCACCAUCACAGGCCAACACCUCGCCUUCCCUGCCGUGGCUCUCUGGGUGACAGUGGGACUUGCCAUUUGCGUCGUGGGGCUGCUCAUCGUCCUGGCCUACGUGUGCCAGAAGAAGAUCCGCGAGAGCUGUGAGGAAGAGGAGGAAAACGCAGGGACGGAGGAGCAGGAUGAGGAGGGGGGAGAACCCAAGACAGCUUUGCAGCUCCUGAAGAGCACAGAGAUCAAAGAGGGUGAGUGCAUUUGCCAGGCAACAGCGUAGGACCAUGAGCUGGCUCAUGAUGAGGGUUUCUUCCUCAGAGCACUGGAGGUGAU